Prorocentrum cordatum is the source of this 543-nucleotide messenger RNA. The record is from the annotation of a GenBank genome assembly. NCBI's taxonomy places the organism in Eukaryota, Dinophyceae, Prorocentrales, Prorocentraceae.
GGCCGCGCGACCUUGGCGCAGCGGUGUUGCCCGGCGCGGGUCGCCGAGUCCGUCGCGCAACUGGGCCCCCUGCCUGGCGACCUUCAGCUUUGGGCGGCCCUGCGGGAGCUCCAGGUGGCCGCCCCCUGGCGCCGGGGCGGCCGCUGGGGCCCGGGGUUUGUGAUCCCGGUGAUCGCGAUAUUCCAAGCAAGGUCUUGCCAGGGGCCGAAGUUCUGCAGCGGAGAAUUGGAUUUUGGCUUCGAGAAACCCUGCGUGGACCCCAUUCAUCGUGACCGCCGUCGGCAUGCAGCCUUGGUUUUACGUCUGCUCGACGUCAGAGCCAUCGAUCUAGUCGGCGACCCCAGCGAGGUGAUCGGCGAGAUUGGCUUCUUCAGCGUGUCCAAGAAGUGCGGGCGCCAGCGGCUCGCGGGCGACGCCCAGCCCGCCAUUUUCUGGUUCGGCGCGCCCGCCGGCGCGCGCCAGGCCACUGGCGCGGCGGUCGAGCUGCCCGACCGCGCCAACCUGUGGAUCGCUUCGGCGGACAUCGCCGACGCGUUCUACAAC